Messenger RNA from Brassicogethes aeneus, 710 nucleotides. The record is from the annotation of a GenBank genome assembly. Lineage: Eukaryota; Metazoa; Arthropoda; Insecta; Coleoptera; Nitidulidae.
UAAUUUUUUUAUUUUUAGGGUGUGGACUAUUCUUGAAACAUCAACAACAAAAACAAAAUUGCGAACAAUACACAACACAAGUAAUAAAUUUAUUUCGAAUUAUGUGCCAAAAUAUUGCAUUAGCCGAAGAAACAAAUGAGUUAAGAGACAAUUGUAUCAAUUGUUUUACAACUGCGUCGAGAGCGAAUAAUAAUCAACCGCGCAUCACCGAAAUAGCUGAUUGCGCAGAACUCUACCUAACCGAUACCCGAUACGAUAGAUGUGUAUUGGAAAUUACGAGCGCAACACAGUUUAAUAAUGGUGAUUGCGUAGCGGGAUAUUGUGAUUUUGUCAGAUGCAUUAGACGAGUGAACUCCGACCUAUUAAUCGCAAAUUGUUACGCGUCUGCUUCUGAGGACAAUACAGCGGAAUUAGAAGAAGACCAAGUAACGCUGUACAAAAAUAUAACGUCCUGUAUUUUGGCUGUGACACGAUGUUCCCGUAUAAACCCCAUUACAGGACAGCCGCAAACAAAUCGCAUUUCCAUUACGACCAAAGACAAAUGGGGAAAACCUAUUACAACCACUUUGCCUUUGUAUAAUUCGCUUCAAAUAAAUAGGGCGGGUGACCUAAGAAUCGUGGCUUUUCCUGGAAACACGAAAAUCGCCUCAUAUUUUUGCGCGUACGAGUUUAAUUUACGAGAGUCCACCUGGUUAAAUUAUACUUGCUGA